Molecule: messenger RNA, 2025 nt
Organism: Aspergillus tanneri
Lineage: Eukaryota; Fungi; Ascomycota; Eurotiomycetes; Eurotiales; Aspergillaceae
Gene: nop7
Product: mRNA-binding ribosome synthesis protein NOP7
Exons: 3
Coding region: 1-2025 (674 amino acids)
Biological process (GO): ribosome biogenesis; maturation of LSU-rRNA from tricistronic rRNA transcript (SSU-rRNA, 5.8S rRNA, LSU-rRNA)
Cellular component (GO): PeBoW complex; nucleolus
Molecular function (GO): RNA binding
Source: RefSeq, a predicted model, not a curated record
AUGGGCAAAAUUAAGAAGAAGGGUGUCUCUGGCCAGGCCAAAAACUACAUCACUCGGACGCAAGCCGUGCGCAAGCUCCAGAUCUCCUUGCCUGAUUUCCGUCGACUAUGUAUCUUCAAAGGUAUCUAUCCCCGUGAGCCUCGGAGUAAGAAGAAGGCCUCGAAGACGUCGACCCCCAACACUACGUUCUACUACGCCAAGGAUAUCCAGUAUCUUCUCCAUGAACCUCUGCUUCGGAAAUUCCGUGAGCAGAAAGCGGUUACGAAAAAGAUUGCUCGUUCCCUUGGGCGUGGAGAAGUCGGCGAUGCAGCUCGCUUGGAGAAGAAUCAUGCACCGAAACUCACUCUGGACCAUGUCAUUAAGGAGCGGUAUCCGACCUUUAUUGAUGCCCUGAGAGAUCUAGAUGACGCCUUGUCGCUUCUAUUUCUCUUCGCCAAUCUUCCAUCCACCAAUCAUGUUCCUCCCAAAACGAUUGCGCUCUGCCAGCGGCUAUGCCAUGAGUUUCAGCACUAUCUGAUCACCACAAACUCGCUGCGAAAGUCCUUCCUUUCUAUUAAGGGUAUUUAUUACCAGGCGACUAUUCAGGGCCAGGAUAUUAUGUGGUUGGUUCCUUAUCGCUUCGUGCAACGUGUCAAUGGUGAUGUCGAUUACCGGAUUAUGGCCACGUUCGUGGACUUCUACACAACCCUUUUGGGAUUUGUCAAUUUCCGUCUUUAUUCCACCAUUGGUCUGCGAUACCCACCAAAAUUUGACACCAGGAGCGACGAAAAUGGCGCUGAGUUGGCAGCCUUUACCCUCGAAGGUCACGCAGUCGGUGACGCUCUCAAAGCAAUUGAAGCGAAUAACAAGCCGAAGAACGUUUCACAAAACAAGGAGGUUUCUAGUGAGGUUCAGGCGAAGGUUGAUAAGGUGAUCGAAGCCGCCGGGUUGGACCAGACAAAUGACCGGACUCUGGACACCGCCGAGGAAAACACUGAUGCAAUCGAUAAAUUCGAGCCCACGGCUCCCGAGGCGGAUACGCUUCCUCAGCCUGACCUGAGCAGAGAUAGCGCUGGUUCUCUGUUCGCACCAUACACGUUCUACAUCUCCCGAGAGGCUCCCAAGGCUCCCUUGGAGUUCAUCCUCCGUUCCUUUGGAUGCAAGCGAAUUGGUUGGGACACUGUACUCGGUGACGGGGCUUUCACACAUAAUGAGGCGGACACUCGGAUUACUCACCAGGUCGUCGACCGGCCCGCUUUGCCAGAGUCUUCUCUUCCCAGUGUCCCGGCUGCCUCCGAUGACGGUGAUGGGCAGAGAGUUAAGCCCGGCACCCGGAUACCAGGUAGAACUUAUAUUCAGCCCCAGUGGAUCUGGGACUGCAUCAACGAGGGAAAGCUUCUCCGACCUGAUCUGUAUGCCCCAGGUGCUACUUUGCCACCUCACUUGAGCCCAUGGGUGAAGCCUACCAAGGGUGGCUACGAUCCUCGCGCCAGCCUGGCCGAACAGGAAGAAGAAGACGAGGCGGAAAUGGCAGCAGAAGAGGAUAGUGACGAGGAGAUGGAAGAGGUCGCCGGCGAUAAGAAGGCUAAUGCCGAGGAGAGCGGAUCGGAAGUGGAGGGUGACGAAGAUGAUGGUUCAGCCAAUGGCGGCAUGGACGUUGCUGGCACCGACGAGGACGAGAGUGAGAGUGAGGAAGAUGACGACUUCGGCGGAUUUGACGAUGAUGAAGCGGCUUCUGAAUCGGAAGACGAAGAAGAAUCUGCUCGCACACAGCACCAGAAGGAGCUAGAGGCCGAGGCUGCUGGCCUUCCUUUCUCAUCAAACGGCGUGGCCGACGAGUCUACGAAGAAGAAGAACUCACAGGCCAAGAAGAUCGCGUCUAAGAAGCGUAAGGAAGAAGAGGAGUUGGAGCGGCAGAAGAUGAUGAUGAGCCGGAAGAAACGGAAGCUGCUUGAAAAGAUGAUGUACUCGAACAAGAAGCAGUCCGAAGAGGCAGCGAAACUGCGGUCUAAGCGGAGGAAGAUUGAGAAGGCUGGGCAAAAAUAA